AUGGCGAGCGAGUACUUCUCCGCCUCGCGCGCGGACUGGUGCGCGUUGUGUAAGUGCUUCGUGCAGCCGCACGGGAACGCCAAGCGCAUGCACGAGCGAAGCGAGAAGCACAAGAAGAAUGUCGAGCAAAAGCUAAAAGAUAUCAGACAGAAGGAGGUUAACGAGAAGAAGGAGAGCGAUAAAUUGAAGAAAGAUAUGGCAGAGAUCGAGGCAAAGGCGACGGAGGCGUACGCCGCGGAUCUCGUCGCGGCGGGCAGACUAUCGGAAGCGGCAGCUCUGCAGGCAAAGCCAGUCACGGCGGCGGCUCGCUUGAAAGAGCAGGAGACAAACGCGAAGAAGGAGUUGGAGACGGCACUCGAGCGAGAGAUGCACGCGCGCGAGGAAGAAGAGUACCGCGCGGCGCAAGUCCUGGGAGCCUGGAAGUUUGACGAUCGGUCCAAGUAUUACUGGCAUGCAAAGUCGUCAUGUUACUUUGAUCCAAAGACAAAGAUGUACUUCAACAACACGACCAAGGCGUGGUCAAAAGGUGCUCCCGAAAGUGCACCGCCGCCCCCCUCCGAAGCUGCAACGGUAGCACAACCGAGUGGUCAGUACGCUCUCAACCCGUACGCUCGAGGCGUCGUGGCGCCUGCAGCAUCGUCGGAGAAGCAAGAUAAUCCAAAGCCAACGGCACAACAGGCAAUUGCAGCAGCCAUGGCACUUAACCAGAGACCCGCAGCGCGCACGUCGUCGAUGGUAUCUGCUACUUCCACGGUGCCGAAUAAUUCUGAAGAGCCGAGUGUGAACCGAACGACCACAACUAGCAUGUUCAACCUGGGUUUUGGCGCAAACCAUCCCAAAUUUGAGGCGGCUAAGGCGAAGACACAAACCGGAGCUGCACGUGCGUUCGCUGCGACUGGUGGUCGGAGUUUUAAAGCACAACUCAUAGAAGAUUAUAACACAUCGUUGUCGGGCGCUGAUGCGAGUAAGAAGCGUCCUGCAACGGCGAUGAGUACGAAGAAUGCAAAGCUUGCAAAGGAUGAAGCAGAAGCUCUCAAGCGCCGCGAAGCUGCUCGCGCGCGGGUGGAGGCCAGGACGAAGAAGGCAUACGGAUUGGGAUAG
Molecule: messenger RNA, 1101 nt
Organism: Ostreococcus tauri
Lineage: Eukaryota; Viridiplantae; Chlorophyta; Mamiellophyceae; Mamiellales; Bathycoccaceae
Product: unnamed product
Exons: 1
Coding region: 1-1101 (366 amino acids)
Biological process (GO): mRNA splicing, via spliceosome
Cellular component (GO): precatalytic spliceosome
Molecular function (GO): RNA binding
Source: RefSeq, a predicted model, not a curated record